Messenger RNA from Juglans regia (Persian walnut), 837 nucleotides. RefSeq names its product acyl carrier protein 1, chloroplastic-like. Gene Ontology annotation, molecular function: phosphopantetheine binding; acyl carrier activity. Bases 164 to 577 code for a protein of 137 amino acids. The record is from RefSeq and is a predicted model, not a curated record. NCBI's taxonomy places the organism in Eukaryota, Viridiplantae, Streptophyta, Magnoliopsida, Fagales, Juglandaceae. The transcript is spliced from 4 exons. Gene Ontology annotation, biological process: fatty acid biosynthetic process.
CAAUGCCCAACAAAUCCCAACAAACAACGAGGGAGAAACGAAGAACAUCUAUAAAACGUUGUCAGGUUCUCUUUUACUUCCCCAUGUGCUCGCCGUGCUCGCCGAGUUGAUUUUGCUCUUUCAGAUCUCUCUCUCCCCCCCCACUCUCUUUCUCUCACUCUCAAUGGCGUCUCUUACAGGAACUUCGAUUUCCAUGACCUCGUUCAAGGCGAGCCUGGCACCAGGCAGCAGGAUCUCUAAUUUGAAAUCAGUUUCCCUUCCUGUUAACAGGAAAAGCUUCACACCUCUUAGGUUGCGGCAAUCACGAUUUCGUGUUUCUUGUGCGGCCAAACCAGAGACAGUGGAGAAGGUGUGCGAAAUAGUGAAGAAGCAGCUAGCUUUACCUGAUGGUUCUGCAGUCAAUGGAGAGUCAAAGUUUUCUGCCCUUGGAGCUGAUUCUCUCGACACGGUUGAGAUCGUGAUGGGACUCGAGGAGGAGUUUGGGAUCAGUGUGGAAGAAGAAAGUGCCCAGAGCAUUGCGACGGUUCAAGAUGCAGCAGAUCUGAUCGAGAAGCUCAUUGAGAAUAAGGGCGCUUAAAAUAGUUUGCUAGAAUGGCAGACAUUUUUCUUCAUUAGCCUUUGCUAGAGUGUUCUAUUUUUCAUUCAGAUCUUACUACUUUCAGUUUGUUUGUUUUGUUUGUUUCUCAAAGAACUCGUGGCGUUCGUUCUUAGUGAACUCACCUGGGACUUUUUAUGUUCCUACCUUUUCUCAAUCUAUCCGGAACUUGUAUUUGCCUCUUUUUCUUGGGUGAACCAAAAACUGGUCGACAUAAUGGGGAUUCUCUUAUCUUCAUCAAA